AUGCCACAGGCCGGUACUCACGACGAAGCUGCGCUCCCCACCAGCCCUUUGGCUGGAGGGGCUGUGUCUUACAGCCAGCUUAACAAGGAAUCGCAAUCAGUUCCUUCAAUUGAAUCCAACAAUGGCGCCGUGAUCGCCCCUGCUUCGCCCCGCGUUCGAGGUAGCAGCGGGAAGCUGUUUGCUCUUGAGCUCGAGGAUGGCACAGUCUACCAAGGCUACAGCUUUGGUGCUGAAAAGAGCGUGGCAGGAGAACUGGUCUUCCAGACCGGUAUGGUUGGUUACCCCGAGUCGGUCACUGACCCCUCCUACCGUGGUCAGAUCCUCGUUGUCACCUUCCCCUUGGUUGGCAACUAUGGUGUGCCCUCGCGGGAGACCAUGGAUGAGCUUUUGAAGACACUCCCCAAGUACUUCGAAUCUACUCAAAUUCACAUUGCGGCUCUGGUCGUUGCCACAUAUGCGGGAGAGGACUACUCUCACUUCCUUGCCGAGUCGUCAUUGGGCCAAUGGCUUAAGGAACAAGGCGUCCCGGCCAUGCACGGUGUUGACACCCGUGCCUUGACCAAGCGUAUCCGUGAAAAGGGUAGCAUGCUGGGCCGUAUGCUUCUCCAGAGCCCUGAAGUCGCCGAGGGCAAAGAUGCCAUCGUUGAGGACGGCUGGAGGUCGUCCUUCGAGGAGAUCGACUGGGUUGACCCCAACACAAAGAACCUUGUGAGCGAAGUCUCAAUUCGUGAACCCCGUCUCUUUUCGCCCCCCGAGAAUGUUGCACUCAAACACCCAUCUGGCCGUCCAGUCCGUGUUCUUUGCUUGGACGUUGGUUUGAAGUUCAACCAACUGCGCUGCCUUCUUGCCCGUGGAGUCGAGGUCCUUGUCGUGCCUUGGGACUAUGAUUUCCCCACUCUGGCAAAGGACUACGAUGGUCUGUUUGUGUCGAACGGUCCCGGUGAUCCUUCCACGCUUUCUAUCACUGCCGAGAACCUGUCCAAGACUCUCAAGGAGGGCAAGACUCCUGUUUUCGGUAUCUGUUUGGGUCAUCAAUUGAUUGCUCGCUCUGCUGGAGCCCAGACUUCGAAGAUGAAGUUUGGUAACCGUGGCCACAACAUUCCCUGCACAAGCAUGAUCUCGGGCAAAUGCCACAUCACUUCCCAGAACCACGGUUAUGCCGUGGAUGCCACAAGCCUUCCCGAAGGCUGGGAGGAGCUGUUCGUGAACGCAAACGACGGCAGCAAUGAGGGUAUUCGACAUGUCAGCCGCCCUUACUUCAGUGUUCAGUUCCAUCCCGAGAGCACACCCGGUCCCCGAGACACCGAGUACUUGUUUGAUGUGUUUAUCAACUCUAUUCAGGAGACUAUUGCCUCUUCUGAUGCUCUCAGCAAGCCUGUCACCUUCCCUGGUGGCACCAAGGAAGAGAAUGUGAAGAAGGCACCUCGCGUUCACGCCAAGAAGGUCCUGGUCCUUGGUAGCGGUGGUCUUAGCAUUGGACAGGCAGGAGAAUUCGACUACUCGGGAAGUCAGGCCAUCAAGGCCCUGAAGGAAGAAGGAAUCUACACUAUCCUGAUCAACCCCAACAUUGCCACCAUUCAGACUUCCAAGGGAUUGGCGGACAAGGUGUACUUCCUUCCUGUCAACGCCGACUUUGUGCGCAAGGUCAUCAAGCACGAGCGACCUGAUGCGAUUUACGUCACCUUUGGUGGUCAGACUGCCCUUCAGGUCGGUAUCCAACUCAAGGAUGAAUUCGAGUCUCUCGGCGUCAAGGUUCUCGGUACCCCUAUUGACACCAUCAUCACAACCGAAGACCGUGAGCUGUUCGCUCGCAGCAUGGACUCCAUCAACGAGAAGUGUGCCAAGUCUGCAUCCGCGUCGACCCUUGAGGAGGCCCUUCAAGUAGUUGAGGCGAUCAAAUUCCCCGUCAUUGUUCGUGCAGCCUAUGCACUUGGUGGUCUCGGCAGUGGUUUUGCCGAUAACAUGGAGGAGCUCAAGGAACUCUGCACAAAGGCCCUGGCUGUUAGCCCUCAGAUUCUGAUCGAGAAGAGUAUGAAGGGCUGGAAGGAGAUUGAGUAUGAGGUUGUCCGUGAUGCUCAGGAUAACUGUAUCACUGUUUGCAACAUGGAAAACUUUGACCCUCUGGGUAUUCACACCGGUGACUCCAUUGUCGUCGCACCCUCGCAAACUCUCUCCGAUGAAGACUACAACAUGCUGCGUACUACUGCGGUCAAUGUCAUUCGCCACCUCGGUGUUGUUGGUGAAUGUAACAUCCAAUAUGCCUUGAACCCGUUCUCGAAGGAGUACUGCAUCAUUGAAGUCAACGCUCGUCUGUCCAGAUCAUCUGCUCUUGCUUCCAAGGCCACUGGAUACCCUCUUGCCUUCAUCGCCGCCAAGCUUGGUCUGGGCAUUCCUCUCAAUGAGAUCAAGAACUCUGUCACAAAGGUCACCUGUGCAUGCUUCGAACCCUCCCUUGACUACUGUGUGGUCAAGAUCCCCCGAUGGGAUCUGAAGAAAUUCACCCGUGUUUCCACCCAGCUUGGCUCUUCCAUGAAAAGUGUAGGUGAGGUCAUGAGCAUUGGAAGAACCUUCCAAGAAGCUAUCCAGAAAGCCAUUCGAUCGGUGGACUUCCACAAUUUUGGUUUCAAUGAGACCAAUGCUCUCAUGUCCAUCAAGGGAGAGCUUCAGACCCCCUCUGACCAGCGUCUGUUUGCCAUCGCGAACGCUAUGGCUGCUGGCUACAGCGUUGACGAUAUCUGGAAGCUUACCCAGAUUGACAAGUGGUUCUUGAGCAGACUCAAGGGUCUGAGUGACUUUGGAAAGCAAAUGACCACCUACAACGCGACCACCGUGCCCAUGCCGCUCAUUAGAGAGGCCAAGCAGCUCGGUUUCUCCGAUCGCCAACUUGCCAAGUUCCUGAGCUCCAAUGAACUCGCAGUCAGGCGCAUGCGUGUUGAGGCGGGCAUCUUCCCCAUUGUCAAGCAGAUCGAUACAGUUGCUGCCGAAUUCCCCUCAGUGACCAACUACCUGUAUCUGACUUACAAUGCCACUCAGCAUGACGUGCACUUUGAGGACCAUGGUAUCAUGGUGCUGGGAUCUGGUGUCUACAGAAUCGGUUCCUCCGUCGAGUUUGAUUGGUGCUCUGUCCGGACCAUUCGUACCUUGCGUGAGCAGGGCCACAAGACUGUCAUGGUUAACUACAACCCAGAAACUGUCUCUACUGACUAUGAUGAGGCUGAUCGCUUGUACUUCGAGAACAUCAACCUCGAAACUGUUCUGGACAUCUACCAGCUCGAGUCUUCCAGCGGUGUGAUCAUGUCCAUGGGUGGUCAAACACCUAACAACAUUGCUUUGCCCCUCCACCGCCUCAAUGUCAACAUCCUUGGUACAUCUCCUGAGAUGAUUGAUGGUGCUGAGAACCGCUACAAGUUCUCUCGUAUGCUUGACCGCAUUGACGUUGACCAGCCCGCUUGGAAGGAGCUCACUAGCAUUGAAGAAGCCACUGAGUUCUGCGACAAGGUUGGCUACCCAGUGCUUGUCCGACCUUCGUAUGUUCUCUCGGGUGCUGCCAUGAACACGGUCUACUCCGAGCAUGACCUUGCCAGCUACCUCAACCAGGCUGCUGAUGUUUCCCGCGAGCACCCUGUUGUCAUCACCAAGUACAUUGAGAAUGCCAAGGAAAUCGAGAUGGACGCUGUUGCCCGCAACGGUGUUAUGGUUGGUCAUUUCAUCUCUGAGCACGUUGAGAAUGCCGGUGUGCACUCUGGUGAUGCUACCUUGAUCUUGCCCCCGCAGGAUUUGGACCCUGAAACCGUACGACGCAUUGUCGAGGCCACUAGAAAGAUCGGAAAUGCUCUGAACGUGACUGGUCCUUACAACAUUCAAUUCAUUGCCAAGGACAACGAUAUCAAGGUCAUUGAGUGCAACGUUAGAGCAUCUCGUUCUUUCCCGUUCGUGUCUAAGGUCAUGGGUGUCGAUCUUAUCGAGAUGGCAACCAAGGCAAUGAUCGGAGCUCCUUUCGCUGAAUACCCGCCUGUGUCUGUCCCCAAGGACUACGUUGGUGUGAAGGUUCCCCAGUUCUCCUUCUCUCGACUUUCUGGAGCAGACCCCGUUCUUGGUGUUGAGAUGGCUUCGACAGGAGAGGUUGCUUCCUUCGGUCGUGACAAGUACGAAGCUUACCUCAAGGCUCUCCUGUCCACUGGUUUCCGCUUGCCCAAGCGCAACAUCCUGUUCUCCAUCGGUUCGUACAAGGAGAAGCUUGAGAUGUUGCCUUCCAUCCAGAAGCUGCACCAGAUUGGGUACAACCUCUUCGCUACUGCUGGUACUGCCGACUUCUUGAAGGAGAACGGCGUUCCAGUCAAGUACUUGGAAGCUCUCGUGGGCAAUGAUGAGGACAUCAAGUCCGAGUACUCGCUCACACAGCAUCUGGCGAACAACUUGAUCGAUCUUUACAUCAACCUUCCAUCCAGCAACCGAUUCAGACGCCCUGCCAACUAUAUGAGUAAGGGUUACCGCACUCGUCGUAUGGCUGUGGACUACCAGACUCCUCUGGUUACCAACGUCAAGAAUGCGAAGAUCUUGAUUGAAGCCAUUGCCCGCCACUAUGAUCUGAAUGUGCAGACCAUUGACUACCAGACAAGCCACCGCACCAUUGUUCUGCCUGGAUUGAUCAACAUUGCUGCUUUCGUGCCCGAUCUCGUCAACUCCAGCUCCAAGGAUUUCGAGCUUGUGACCAAGGCCUCCAUCGCCGCCGGUUUCAGCAUGGUUCGUGUCAUGCCCGUCGGUGUUGACAGCUCUGUCACCGAUGCGCGCGGCCUAAAGGUUGUGCAGCAGAAUGCUCAGAAGGCUUCUUACUGUGACUUCAACUUCUCCGUUGUGGCUACCUCAGACAACUCGGAGCAGGUUGGCCAAGUGACCGGUGAUGUGGGAUCAUUGUUUGUCCCCUUCAACCACCUGUCUGGAAACAUCGGCAAGGUUGCUGCUGUUACCAACCACUUCACCGCAUGGCCCUCGAGCAAGCCCAUGAUCACUGACGCUAAGUCCACCGAUCUCGCCUCGAUCUUGCUGCUGGCAAGCCUCCACAGCCGUAACAUCCACGUUAUGAGUGUGACUUCCAAGGAAGACAUCAACCUUAUUGCACUCAGCAAGGAGAGAGGCCUGAAGGUGACUUGCGACGUUUCGAUCUUCUGCCUCUUCCUUUCCAGAGAUGACUUCCCCGAGUGCAACUCCUUGCCCUCGGCUGAAGACCAGAAGGCCCUGUGGGAUCACCUGAGCACCAUCGAUGUCUUCUCGAUUGGCAGCAUCCCAUUCCAGUUGGCUGGCAAGCAGGCAUCUCCCACCGUUGGUAUCGCUGAGUCGCUUCCGUUGCUGUUCACUGCUGUUUCAGAGGGUCGCCUUACCGUUGAGGACAUUGUUGCACGCCUCUACGAGAACCCCAAGAAGAUCUUCGAGCUGCAUGACCAGGCGGACAGCUCGGUUGAGAUUGAGGUUGACCGCCCGUACCUGUACCAGAGCUCUCAGGGCUGGUCUCCCUUCAACGGCAAGAACAUGAAGGGUUCUAUCCAGCGCGUUACCUUCCAGGGAAAGACCUCUUGCCUCGAUGGCGAAGUAACCUCUGACGCUGUCAAGGGUGUUGACAUGUCUGGCCACAGAAUUGUUCCCGCGUCUCCUUCCGUCAAGGCCAUGUCGCCCUUGGUCCAGCCCCGACCUGAGGGUUCCAUUGACAGACGUCUGUCAAUCUCGGGAACUCCUGCUCGUCCUCUGCGAGUUAAGCCUACCGACCAAACUGAGCUUGGUCCUCCUUUGUACGCUCCUAUCUCUCAGGCUUCGCCAUUGCUUGACAUGCUCUCUCGGUCUCCUUUCAGACAAAAGCAUGUGCUUUCCGUCAACCAGUUCACCCGCGCGGACCUGCACUUGCUCUUCACUGUGGCCCAGGAGAUGCGUCUUGGUGUCCAGCGCCAGGGUGUGCUUGAUGUUUUGAAGGGCCGUGUCCUGUGCACGCUCUUCUACGAGCCGUCCACCAGAACCUCUGCCUCGUUUGACGCUGCCAUGCAGCGCCUUGGAGGACGCACCGUGAUCAUCUCGACGGAACACUCUUCUACCAAGAAGGGAGAGACCUUGCAGGACACUCUUCGCACUCUCGCCUGCUACGGAGAUGCCGUUGUUCUGCGACACCCUGAAGCCAGCAGUGCCCAGACUGCCGCCAAGUUCUCCCCCGUCCCCGUUCUCAACGGUGGUAACGGUAGUGUUGAGCACCCCACGCAGGCCUUCCUUGACCUCUUCACUAUCCGUGAGGAGCUUGGAACUGUUACCGGCUUGACCAUCACCUUCACUGGUGACUUGAGAUACGGACGCACUGUGCACUCUCUUAUCAAGCUGCUCCAGUUCUACGAUGUCCGCAUCCAGCUUGUUGCGCCUAAGGACUUGUCUCUGCCUGAGGAUGUCCGUCAGCAGAUCAUUGCUUCCGGGCAGCUUGUGAGCGAGUCGGAAGAGCUGACUCCCGAGAUUGUCGCCCGCUCCGAUGUUUUGUACUCGACCCGUGUGCAGAAGGAGCGUUUCGCCGACCUCGAGCAGUACGAGCGCCUCAAGAACAGCUUCGUCAUCAACAACGCUCUUCUAAAGCACGCCAAGAGCCACAUGAUCGUGAUGCACCCGCUGCCCCGUAACGCGGAGAUUGCGGAGGAGGUUGACUUUGACCAGCGGGCGGCCUAUUUCAGACAGAUGAGAUAUGGUCUUUACUGCCGCAUGGCUCUGCUUGCCUUGGUUAUGGCGCCGUAA
Aspergillus wentii DTO 134E9 is the source of this 6756-nucleotide messenger RNA. RefSeq names its product bifunctional carbamoylphosphate synthetase/aspartate transcarbamylase. The record is from RefSeq and is a predicted model, not a curated record. The transcript has 3 exons. Gene Ontology annotation, molecular function: amino acid binding; dihydroorotase activity; carbamoyl-phosphate synthase (glutamine-hydrolyzing) activity. Gene Ontology annotation, cellular component: cytosol; cytoplasm. Gene Ontology annotation, biological process: L-citrulline biosynthetic process; 'de novo' pyrimidine nucleobase biosynthetic process; L-glutamine metabolic process. Lineage: Eukaryota; Fungi; Ascomycota; Eurotiomycetes; Eurotiales; Aspergillaceae. The coding region runs from base 1 to 6756 and encodes 2251 amino acids.